Messenger RNA from Rhincodon typus (whale shark), 4930 nucleotides. RefSeq names its product protein unc-13 homolog A. Gene Ontology annotation, molecular function: calmodulin binding; diacylglycerol binding; syntaxin-1 binding. Gene Ontology annotation, biological process: synaptic transmission, glutamatergic; synaptic vesicle priming; neuromuscular junction development. NCBI's taxonomy places the organism in Eukaryota, Metazoa, Chordata, Chondrichthyes, Orectolobiformes, Rhincodontidae. Gene Ontology annotation, cellular component: presynaptic membrane; presynaptic active zone cytoplasmic component; terminal bouton. The record is from RefSeq and is a predicted model, not a curated record. The transcript has 40 exons. Bases 1 to 4701 code for a protein of 1566 amino acids.
AUGGCUACAAAAUUUACUACAGAGGCUAAAUCCAAAGUUAAGAAGGCAAAACUUGAUGGACCACAAGAAAAAUACAAUACAUAUGUGACCCUGAAGGUUCAGAAUGUGAAGAGUACAACUAUUGCAGUACGGGGAAGCCAACCAUGCUGGGAGCAGGAUUUCAUGUUUGAAAUCAACCGUUUGGACCUUGGUUUAACUGUGGAAGUGUGGAACAAAGGAUUGAUCUGGGACACAAUGGUCGGUACUGUGUGGAUUCCUUUACGAAACAUACGACAGUCAAAUGAGGAGGGACCUGGUGAAUGGCUGACUCUUGACUCAGAGGUUAUAAUGACAGAUAAUGAAAUCUGUGGAACAAAAGACCCAACAUUUCACAGGAUUUUGUUGGACACUCGAUUUGAGUUACCACUUGAUAUCCCAGAAGAGGAGGCACGGUACUGGGCCAAAAAAUUGGAGCAACUGAAUGCAAUGAGGGAUCAUGAUGAUUUUGUUUUCCAAGAAGAGGAGAGACCUUUAUCCGUUCCAGGUUCGCAAUGUUGCAACUGGAGCUAUUUCGGCUGGGGAGACCAACAAAACAAUGAAGAUCCUGAUAGUGCAGUGGAUGACAGAGACAGUGAUUAUCGAAGUGAGACUAGCAACAGCAUCCCACCUCCAUAUUAUACAACUUCUCAGCCUAACGCAUCAGUCCAUCAAUACUCUAUUUCUUCACGGCAUCAGCAAAGUGGAUCACGGGAUUCUUGCACUGAUUCUAUUCACAGUUACGAGCUAGAUUAUUCAGAUCAUCAGAGACCAAUAAGACGCUAUGAUAGCGUAGAUUCUGCCACAAAUGGACGCAGUGAUCUAGAGACUGCGUCAGACUCUAGCAGGCUAACCAGUCGUCAGUAUUCCCUUGAAAGUAGGCAGUCCCUAGAUCUGUCGGAUAGUCCAACAGGUAGCAGCAGGUAUGCUUCAUCGGCAGAAUUGAGCCAGGGCAGCUCCCAGCUCAGUGAGGAUUUUGAUCCAGAUAAUGAAAGCCUGCAAUGCUCAGACAUUGAUGAUGAACGCGAUGGGGAUUCUUAUCACUCCUGCCACAGCUCAGUGAGCUGUCAGAAAGAAUCCUUGGACUGGGACAAAGAAGAUAAUGAACCACUAGAGAUUUAUAGUGAACCUGAUGAAUUCCAGAAGGAGGAGGAGGAAAUUUAUGAGGAGAAACCUAAAGAGGAGGAAGAAGUCACUGUUCCAGUUGAAAUCCCACCCGAAACUGAGAUAGCUUCAGAGCAGGUUGAAGAAAAACCACUAGAAAUUUACAGAAAUGAGGAGGAAGAACAUUCUAAUAUAUCGAGGGCCAAAGCCAAUUGGAUCCGAGCUUUUAACAAAGUUCGCAUGCAGAUUCAAGAAGCACAACUUGGGGAAGGGGUUGGUGAUCUUCCCAAACCUCUUUGGUUUAAAGGAGGGGGAGCAGCGGUUAAAUUUCUACGUAGCAUUGACAGCAUGCCUGACAUUAAGCCUCGGCGUAAAUCCCUCCCACUGGUCAGCGACCUGGCUAUGUCUUUGGUGCAAUCCAGAAAAGCUGGCAUUACUUCUGCACUUGCAACUCGUACUCUUAAUGAUGAAGAACUGAAAAACCAUGUUUACAAGAAGACCUUGCAAGCCUUAAUCUACCCUAUUUCUUGCACAACACCACACAAUUUUGAAGUGUGGACAGCAACUACUCCCACAUAUUGCUAUGAAUGCGAAGGCUUGUUGUGGGGAAUUGCGCGCCAGGGAAUGCGUUGCACUGAAUGUGGGGUCAAAUGUCAUGAAAAGUGCCAAGAUCUUCUCAAUGCAGAUUGCUUGCAGCGUGCUGCUGAAAAGAGUUCAAAACACGGAGCAGAAGAUCGAACACAAAAUAUUAUCAUGGUUCUAAAAGAUCGAAUGAAAAUCAGAGAAAGAAAUAAGCCAGAAAUCUUCGAGCUCAUCCAGGAGGUAUUUGGACUUCCAAAAUCAGUGCACGCACAACAGAUGAAGGCAAUUAAACAAAGUGUACUGGAUGGUACAUCGAAGUGGUCAGCAAAAAUCAACAUCACGGAAAAAAAGACUUUAUUUUGUUUCAGUGAAUGUCACAACUCCUCUGAUCGAAUAAAAGUACGAGUCUGGGAUGAAGAUGAUGACAUUAAAUCACGAGUAAAACAGAGGUUUAAGCGGGAAUCUGAUGAUUUUUUGGGGCAGACCAUCAUUGAAGUUCGAACCCUCAGUGGAGAAAUGGAUGUAUGGUAUAACCUAGAUAAGCGUACUGAUAAAUCUGCAGUGUCUGGUGCCAUCCGGUUACAUAUUAGUGUGGAGAUAAAAGGAGAAGAGAAAGUAGCACCCUACCAUGUUCAGUACACAUGUCUACAUGAGAAUCAAUUUCAUUACCUGACAGAUAUACAAAAUAAUGGAGUGGUGAAGAUUCCAGAUGCAAAAGGAGAUGAUGCCUGGAAGGUUUAUUUUGAUGAAACUGCUCAAGAAAUAGUGGAUGAGUUUGCAAUGCGAUUUGGUGUGGAAUCCAUCUACCAGGCUAUGACGCAUUUUGCCUGCCUGUCUUCAAAGUACAUGUGCCCUGGAGUACCAGCUGUAAUGAGUACUCUGUUGGCAAAUAUCAAUGCUUACUAUGCGCAUACCACUGCCUCUACCAAUGUAUCUGCCUCUGAUCGUUUUUCAGCUUCCAAUUUUGGGAAAGAGAGAUUUGUAAAACUUUUAGACCAACUGCACAAUUCUCUUCGUAUUGAUUUGUCAAUGUAUAGGAAUAAUUUCCCAGCAAGCAGUCCUGAAAGGCUACAAGAUUUGAAGUCUACAGUUGAUCUUUUAACCAGUAUAACCUUCUUUCGAAUGAAGGUUCAGGAACUGCAGAGCCCACCACGGGCAAGUCAGGUAGUGAAAGAUUGUGUAAAGGCUUGUCUGAAUUCCACUUAUGAGUAUAUCUUCAAUAACUGCCAUGAACUGUACAGUCGAGAAUAUCAAACAGAUCCAAAUAAAAAAGCUGAAGUUCCCCCAGAGGAACAAGGGCCAAGCAUUAGAAAUUUAGACUUUUGGUCCAAACUUAUCACACUCAUUGUUUCAAUCAUAGAAGAGGACAAGAAUUCAUAUACGCAUUGCCUCAAUCAGUUUCCACAGGAGCUGAAUGUGGGAAAGAUAAGUGCAGAAGUGAUGUGGAACCUUUUUGCACAGGACAUGAAAUAUGCAAUGGAAGAACAUGAGAAGCACAGACUCUGCAAAAGUGCAGAUUACAUGAAUCUACACUUCAAAGUGAAGUGGCUGUACAACGAGUAUGUAAAAGACUUGCCAGCUUUUAAGAAUUCAGUCCCAGAGUACCCCGCCUGGUUUGAACCAUUUGUUAUACAAUGGUUGGAUGAAAAUGAAGAAGUAUCAAGAGACUUUCUGCAUGGAGCACUGGAAAGAGACAAGAAGGAUGGUUUCCAACAAACAUCAGAGCAUGCUCUUUUCUCUUGUUCUGUGGUGGAUGUGUUCUCACAAUUGAACCAGAGUUUUGAAAUAAUUAAGAAGCUGGAGUGCCCUGAUCCUCAGAUAGUGGGGCAUUAUAUGAAAAGAUUUGCUAAGACUAUCAGUAAUGUGCUGCUGCAGUAUGCUGAGAUAAUUGCUAAGGAUUAUGCAUCACAUUGUUCAAAGGAGAAAGUGCCGUGUAUUCUAAUGAACAAUAUCCAGCAGCUUCGAGUACAACUGGAGAAGAUGUUUGAAGCAAUGGGAGGAAAAGAUUUGAAUGCUGAAGCCAGUGACAUCUUAAAAGAGCUGCAAAUCAAACUGAAUAAUGUGCUGGAUGAUCUCAGCAGGGUUUUUGCAUUAAGUUUUCAGCCUCACAUUGAAGAAUGUGUGAAACAGAUGGGAGAUAUUCUGAGCCAGGUGAAAGGAACAGGAAAUGUCCCUGCCAGCGCUUGUAACAGUGUGGCUCAGGAUGCUGAUAAUGUUCUCCAACCACUCAUGGACCUGCUGGAUAGCAAUUUGACACUCUUUGCAAAAAUCUGUGAGAAAACUGUGUUGAAACGUGUCUUAAAAGAAUUAUGGAGGAUUGUAAUGAACACAAUGGAGAAAACUAUUGUCUUGCCACCUUUAACUGAUCAAACAGGCACGCAGCUUAUUUUUAAUGCUGCAAAAGAACUGGGGCAGCUUUCAAAGCUAAAGGAUCACAUGGUCAGAGAAGAAGCAAAAAGUCUUUCCCCCAAGCAAUGUGCUGUAGUGGAACUUGCACUAGAUACUAUUAAGCAAUAUUUCCAUGCUGGCGGAGUUGGCCUGAAGAAGACCUUUUUAGAAAAGAGCCCAGAUCUGCAGUCUCUACGGUAUGCUCUGUCACUGUACACGCAGGCCACUGACACCCUUAUUAAAACGUUUAUCCUGUCUCAGUCAUCUCAGGGACCUGGUGUGGAUGAUCCAGUAGGAGAAGUGUCCAUUCAUGUGGAACUUUUCACUCAUCCAGGAACUGGAGAGCAUAAGAUCACAGUUAAAGUUGUGGCUGCUAAUGAUCUAAAGUGGCAAACAACUGGUAUCUUCCGUCCAUUUGUUGAAGUUAACAUAAUUGGACCUCAUCUUAGUGACAAGAAGAGGAGGUUUGCCACUAAAUCCAAAAACAAUAGCUGGGCUCCAAAAUUCAAUGAAACCUUUCAAUUGUAUGUAUCCUUUCAAGCUCUAGUUUGUAAAAUGUGUACCUCAUAUAAUUUGAUUGUUGCAAAUGCUUUGACGAUUGUUAUAAGUUGAUGUCCACCAUCCAAGAUAGAAAAUCCAUGGAACCAAAUCAUUGCAUGUUGUUUCUAAAUAGUUAAGUAGCAGCCUAGUCUUAAUUAUGUAAUAUCACUCAAUUCUCUGGGAUUAUUGUCACUUGUACAAUUGUCCAAGUCUUCCGGGUGCACAUUUUCAGUCGAUAUAGGAACAGAGAGAAGAAAAUUGCCCAAAGGUGAAAUUUUAAAUGACAAGUAUAUGAUGAUUU